This is a messenger RNA of Portunus trituberculatus (swimming crab), 3745 nucleotides long. It is a transcript of the gene l(2)37Cb, whose product is annotated as pre-mRNA-splicing factor ATP-dependent RNA helicase DHX16-like. The record is from RefSeq and is a predicted model, not a curated record. Gene Ontology annotation, cellular component: catalytic step 2 spliceosome; intracellular anatomical structure. NCBI's taxonomy places the organism in Eukaryota, Metazoa, Arthropoda, Malacostraca, Decapoda, Portunidae. Gene Ontology annotation, molecular function: RNA binding; ATP binding.
GAAAUUAUAUACUUGGUUUCAGACCUCCGCUGGCUUGACCUGCCCUGUGUGACCCCUCUGUGUGACCCCUGAGUGAGCCAAGGCCGUAGCAGGAUGGGUGACACAGCGCUGAAGUCCUGGGUGGGUCAGCAGUUGCACCGAGUGAUGGGGAUGAGCGACGCCACGCUGGCUGAGUACCUCAUUGAGCUGUCCCGCCGCCUCCCCGCCCAGGUGCUGGAUGAGCUGAGGGAGGAGGUGCCUGUUGACGGGAAGAUUGAGGCGUUUGUUGAGGAGCUGUACAGGCGUGUUAAUGAUGUCGGCAGCAGCAGCAGCAGUGGCAGAGGUGGCACAUCACAGAGGAGAGAGGCAGGGCGGGCUGGACAGAGGAAGCGCAAGGCAGAGGACAGCUCAGACUCUGAAGGGGAGGGCCCACAGCUGCUGAGCCAGCCGGGGAGAGUGAAGGAGCUGACGGAGGAGCAACAGCGCAUGAUGGACCUGACGGAGCGGGACGAGUACGCCAAGCGGCUGCGGGAGCGAGACGAGUCACGGACCAAGAACGUGGCAGAGAAGGUUGAUCAGAAGGCAUUUGAGGAAGCAGCGCGGCGCCUGCAACUGGAGAAGGAGGACCGGACCAAGGCCCUGCCCAAGCUGCGGGUGGAGUCACGGCGGAAGUAUCUGGUGAAGCGAAAGGACGACAAGAUCAGAGAGCUGGAGGCAGACAUUCAGGAUGAGGAGUACCUGUUUGAGGACAAGGACCUCUCAGAGAAGGAGCGCCGGGAGCGAGAGCACCGGCGCACGGUGCUGCAGCUGGCCAAGGACUACGAGAAGGUGCGGGAUGCUGAGAACGUGCAGCGCUACGUCAUGCCGGAGGAGGGUGCCAGCGUGGACGACUCCUAUGUGGAGGUGGAUGAGAGGGAGAAGAAGCGCGGCUAUGAACAGCGCAAGUGGGAGGAGGACCAGAUGCGUGGGACGUCACUUUCCUUUGGGGCACGGGACAAGGCCCAGCACCACCAUGACAAGGAGUACAACCUGGUGCUGGAGGAUGAGAUAGAGUUCAUCAAGUCCCUGCCACUCAAGGGAACACGCAAAAAGACCAAGAAGAAAAAGAAGAAGAAGGAAGAGGACUCCGAAUCCAGCUCAUCCUCAGAUGAUGAUGAGGAGGAGGAGGAGGAGGAAGAGGAGGAGGAGGAGGAUGUGAUGAAGGCUCCAGACAACUCCAAGAUGAGCAUUCAGGAGGUGAGACGCAGCCUGCCUGUGUUUCCGUUCCGUGACUCACUGUUGGCCGCCAUCCGGGACCACCAGGUGCUCAUCGUGGAGGGAGAGACCGGCUCCGGCAAGACCACACAGAUCCCGCAGUACCUGUACGAGGCCGGCUACUGUGAUGACGGCAAGAAGGUUGGGUGCACACAGCCGCGGCGUGUGGCGGCCAUGAGCGUGGCAUCCCGUGUGGCACAGGAGAUGGGCAAGAAGCUGGGCAAUGAGGUGGGCUACAGCAUCAGGUUUGAGGACUGCACCAGCGAGCGGACGCGCAUCAAGUAUAUGACGGAUGGUAUGCUGAUGAGGGAGUUCCUGGUGGACCCGAGUCUGGAAGGCUACAGCGUCAUCAUUGUGGACGAGGCACACGAGCGCACGCUGCACACUGACAUCCUGUUCGGCCUGCUCAAGGAUGUGGCGCGCUUCAGGCCGGACCUCAAGUUGCUCGUGUCUAGCGCCACACUUGACUCGGAAAAAUUUUCAGACUUCUUCGAUGAGGCGCCGGUGUUCCAUCCCGGCCGCCGCUACCCAGUGCACAUCUACUACACCCGCAGCCCUGAGGCAAACUACAUCGAGGCGGCGGCGGUGACGGUGCUGCAGAUCCACAUCACACAGCGGCUCGGGGAUGUGCUGGUGUUCCUCACCGGCCAGGAGGAGAUCGAGGCGUGCCAGGAGAUCCUAACGGAGCGUGUCAAGGCUUUGGGCAGCAAGAUCAGGGAGCUCAUCGUGCUGCCCAUCUACGCCAACCUGCCCUCAGAGAUGCAGGCCAAGAUCUUUGAGGCCACACCGCCGGGUGCCAGAAAGGUGGUGCUGGCCACAAACAUCGCCGAGACCUCCCUCACCAUCGACGGCAUCGUGUACGUCAUCGACCCGGGCUAUGCCAAGCAGAACUACUUCAACGCCCGCAGUGGCAUGGAGUCCCUGGUGGUGGUGCCCAUCUCCCGUGCCUCUGCCAACCAGCGGGCGGGCCGAGCAGGCCGGGUGGGACCGGGCAAGUGCUUCCGCCUGUACACCAAGUGGGCCUUUGAGAACGAGAUGGAGGAGAACACUGUGCCUGAGAUCCAGCGCGUCAACCUGGGCAACGUUGUGCUGCAGCUCAAGUCACUCGGCAUUGGGGACCUCAUCAACUUUGACUACCUGGACCCACCGCCGGCUGAGACACUCAUCCUGGCCAUGGAACAGCUGUACGCCCUCAAGGCACUCAACCACAAGGGGGAGCUCACCCUGACCGGCCGCAAGAUGGCCGAGCUACCAGUGGACCCCAUGAUGGGCCGCAUGAUACUGGCUGCUGGGGAGUUUGGCGUGGUGGAGGAGGUGCUCACUUUGGCCGCCAUGCUGUCCGUCAACGGCGCCAUCUUCUACCGGCCCAAAGACAAGGCCAUCCACGCUGACACAGCCCGCAAGAACUUCUUCCACCCGGAUGGGGACCACCUCACCCUGAUGAACGUGUACAAUGAGUGGGCAGGCACAGAGUACUCCUCCCAGUGGUGCUAUGAGGUGUUCGUGCAGUACCGCUCCAUGAAGCGUGCCAGGGACAUCCGGGACCAGCUGGCCGGUCUCAUGGAACGCGUCGAGAUACAGCUCUCCACCAACCCAGCCGACUCCAUGGCCAUCAGAAAGGCCAUCACCGCUGGUUACUUCUACCACGUGGCGCGCUUCAGCAAGGGUGGCAUGUACAAGACAGCCAAAAAAGGCCAGACCGUCAUGAUGCACCCGCAGUCCUGCCUGUGUGAGGACCUGCCGCGGUGGGUGGUGUACCACGAGCUGGUCCUCACCACCAAGGAGUACAUGAGGAACGUGGUGGUGAUUGACGGCAAGUGGCUGCUGGAGGUGGCGCCGCACUACUACCGCGACAAUGAGGUGCAGGACAAUACUUCCAAAAAGAUGCCUAAAGUGAAGGGCAAGGCCAAGGAGGAGCUCACCAAAGAAUAUGCUGACCCUGUAUCAUAGUGUGGCAACACUCUGACCAGGAAACACAGCUUGGGAGGGAAAACCUGACCAUUUACUGCAGGAAAGGAGGAGGAGGAAGGACAAGGCCAAACAGGGUCUUAUCAAGGCACAUUGUGAUUCUAAAGGAUGAUGAAGAAAACAAGACAUGGAGGAAGAGAGCCAGUCUACUGUAAUGUAUGAAGAACAGGAGGAGGAGGAACGGCAAAGAAGAGCUGACCAAGAGUGAAAGAAAACUAGAUGUGGAAAAAAAGAAGACCCAGUUUCUAGUAACAAAUGGAGGAGGAGGAGGAGGAAGAGAAAGAAAAAGGGUAAAAAAAGAGAUGACCAAGAAUGAAGAAAAAUUAGAUGUGGAAAAAGAGAAGUCAAUUGACCAAGACUGAAAGAAAACUAGAUGUAGAAAUAUAAAGAGCCAGUUUACAGUAGAUGAAAAUAUAAACAAGGAAAACCAUGCAAGUAAAUACCAAAUUCACAACAGAGAAGAAAAAGAAAUAGGAUGAAUAGAAGACACAGAAAAGCACAAAUUCACAGUGAGAUAAAGAAACAAAACAAACAGGAGACAAAA